Molecule: messenger RNA, 1449 nt
Organism: Sphenostylis stenocarpa
Lineage: Eukaryota; Viridiplantae; Streptophyta; Magnoliopsida; Fabales; Fabaceae
Source: the annotation of a GenBank genome assembly
AUGGGUCACUGUGAGAAGCCCGUCAUUAAGGUGGAGCCCUUUCUAGAUGACCAAAUUAACAGUACCAAAGUCUUUGAGGACACAGAAGUCGAUAUCGUGAGUUGGAUAAACAAGGGUGAUUUUGUGUCCAACAAAAUUGAGGACCCUGAUGCAACUGACUAUUCAAGUUCGUUUGCUGAUACUACGUCUGAUACUGAAAAUGGUUCUAGAUUGGGUGAUGCUGAAGUGGUGUCUGAGUUCUUGGGUGAUAGUGGCUUAACAGAUGCUUAUGAUGGUUCUGCAUUUCCAAUGAGGAAGAGGAAGUUGACAGAUCAUUGGAGAAACUUUGUACGACCUCUAACGUGGCGUUGCAAAUGGACAGAACUAAGAAUUAAAGAAAUUGAUUCACUAGCAUUAAAAUAUAGUAAAGAGCUUGCAGAAUAUGAAAAGGGUAAACAUACAGCACCUGACCAAUUUUCCUUAGAAGAGUUUGGUUCCAAGGCAUUGCCUUUUUUGGGAGAACAGCGCAGAAAUAAGGCCAAAAAGAGAAGAAAAAGGAAGAAAGUUGAAGAUACAACUGAAAUUGGAUCCUAUACAUCACAUCAUUAUAUUUUCUCCUAUCUUGAGAGUAAGAAGUCGGAUCAUGAUGGUGGUUUGGCUGAUGAUUUUGGUAAUCCAGUGAUCACAGAGUCACAUGCUGAUUCAACAGACAGGUUAGGCAUUGGGGAAGUUCAACCUUUCUUGGAUUUCAGCGAAACUGAUGCUUCACUAGAGCAGCUCCUUUGGUCAAUAGACAAUCUACAUGCUAGGGUCCGCAAGCUGAAGAGUGAAGUUGAUACAAUCAUGUCUAAAAAUGCUUCAAAGUUUUCUUCAUCGGAAAAUUUGAGCCUUCUUCCUCAUGGUGAUGUGCAGACUAGCUCCGCCCAAAGCCCUACAAUCUCUGCAGGGAAUGGAGAUACAGCGUCUGUCGGGGUUAUUUAUAAUUCAAUUCAGCAUGGAGUUGACUUUGAUAUUGGAGAUUUUGUUAUGCAUAGUGCCGUUUCAAGUUAUGGAGAAGUUCCAAUGGUUCCCGAUAUAAUUGAGAGUACUGUGGGCUUAUUGUCUGCUGCUGAUGUCACCUUUCAUUCGGCCUUGGUUGGGGACUCGUGUGAAGAUAUGGUUGACAAUGUCUUGAUACAUGAGGUAGCUGAAACAGAUGAGCACACCUUGAAAAGUGCCAGUCACCAUCCCAUGGAAAGGCUUCAGAACUGGGAGAAAUGUGAAGGGGAAGAAAAUCUGAAUCUUGUUUCUAUCCCCAUGUCAGACAUUAAUACAGCAACAAACACUACAGUGCCACUAGAUCAAUCAACCCUGAAGCCCUGUAUGUAUAGUGAUGUGCGCAUUCCCAAGAACAAAAGAAAACGUGGGGAGCGCAAAGCGUGUUCAGGUGGUUGGAGCAAGAAAUGCUCAGGAGAAUCUGCGAACCAGUGA